AGUUUGUCCCCGGUCGUCUUCCUUUUCACAUCCAUCGGAGAAAAGAUUUCGCCGGAAACAGAAGCUGAAAAAUGGAAGCAGCUUUGGGGCUUCUCAGAAGAAUGCCGCCAAAGCAAUCGGAGACGGCUCUCUCGGCGCUUCUCAGCCUCCUGCCUCAACAUUCUUCCGAUCUUCUCUCUCAAGUCGAUCUCCCUCUCCAGGUGUUACGUGAUGCUGAAAGUAGGAAAGAUUUCAUCUUGUGCGAGUACAAUAGAGAUGCAGAUUCCUACAGGUCACCUUGGUCUAAUAAAUACCACCCUCCGCUAGAGGAUGCUCUUUACCCUUCGUCAGAAUUAAGAAAGCUGGAAGUUGAAGCCAACGAAAUCUUUGCAAUCUACCGUGACCAGUAUUAUGAAGGUGGUAUAUCUUCAGUGUACAUGUGGGAGGACGAUAACGAAGGCUUUGUGGCAUGUUUCCUUAUUAAGAAAGAUGGCUCAAAGUCAGGUCAUGGUCGGAGGGGAUGCCUGGAAGAAGGAGCGUGGGAUGCCAUACAUGUUAUUCAGGUUGGUCCAGAGGAGGAGGAAAUGGCACAGUAUUGCUUAACAAGUACUAUCAUGCUCUCUCUGACCACUGAUGAUGAGUCCUCUGGCAAAUUCGGGUUAUCUGGAUCAAUUAGAAGACAAAUGAAAAUGGAGCUCGCAGUAGCGGAGGGACAUCUCUGCAACAUGGGAAGAAUGAUUGAAGAACUGGAAGGAAAACUGAGGAAUUCACUUGAUCAGGUUUACUUUGGGAAGACAAGAGAAAUGGUUUGCACAUUGCGUCCACCAGCUGAGAUUGUACAGAUGAGACUACCCGACACCUGAUUCUACCAUCACACUUUAUGUAAUAACAUUUCAUAUCUCUUCCACUUUUUUUUUUUCUUUUUUCUUUUUCCUGUCUGUCUAAUUUUAAGCGUUUUUCCGAGUGUCUUGUGUGGAUGCGUAGUACUUGGUCAUGUGUUUUCUCUGACUUCACCAUUAUCAUCAUGUGACAAUCUUUUUUUCAUAUAUAUGCAAUGGGAAUGAUGAUGCAGUUUU
Messenger RNA from Eutrema salsugineum, 1055 nucleotides. Its product is annotated as probable F-actin-capping protein subunit beta. Bases 72 to 842 code for a protein of 256 amino acids. Gene Ontology annotation, biological process: barbed-end actin filament capping; cell morphogenesis; actin cytoskeleton organization. Gene Ontology annotation, molecular function: actin filament binding. Gene Ontology annotation, cellular component: F-actin capping protein complex; cytoplasm. The transcript is spliced from 8 exons. Lineage: Eukaryota; Viridiplantae; Streptophyta; Magnoliopsida; Brassicales; Brassicaceae. The record is from RefSeq and is a predicted model, not a curated record.